GUGACGGUCAAGGAGCUUGUAGCAAUGGCCAAGACGAUUUCCAAGCAUGCUACCCGCGUCCCAGGCGCCAUCUACCGCAAGCUGCAGUCGGUUAUACGCGCCAGGACAACUGUAUACGAGGCCUUUCAGCAGCUCGCAGGCUUGGAUACGAAGCCUGACCCAGAGAUGGAGGAGAGCAAUGUAGGUCACAAGUACUUCAUUGAUGCUCUGCAGGAGGUCUUUGAGGUUCUCGGUGGCCCUGCUUGGGCGCGGGAUCAGCCGAGUGAGACUGGGAGCCAGGGUUCCCGGGCCAAUGCUGGAAAAGAAGCUGAACUCGAUGCCGAACUCGACGCCGAGGUUGAAAAGGCCAACUUUUCCAACAAAUUUGCAGCACUUGGUCUUGGAAACUCUGCGUAUGACGGGCCUGAUACAGCUGCCGCAGACUCUAGUGACGGCGAGGAAUCCGAUGAGCCAAAGGCAGCUACCGCCGUGCACCAGCGCCGCCAAGCUCGGCCAGGGAGAGGCAAGAAGAAGAAGGGCGGCAAGCGAGCCAAAAAGAGCAAACAAGCAGCCAAGCCUGAGCCCGCGACGUUGGAUCAGGUUCCGCUCGAAAGCUACCGCAUCAUUGAAGAUUCGGACGGCAUCGUCACCGAUUAUCUCCUGGCUGUCUAUGCCCUCUUCGAGGAAAGUAUCGACUUGCGACUAUACAUUAGCGGCGUGUGGCAUGAUGUUGCGUACAAAGGCCUCAACGGCGCCGUAGCCGCUACCCUAGCAGACCUGGCCACGGCCAUGGUCAAGCGGGCUGAGGCGGCUAUCAUGAUCGAAUUUCCCGGCCACGAGUCGUACGAGACGGUGAUGCGGACCAUUACACGUGGCAAUAUAGAGAAGGCAAUGAGCAAUUUCUCAAUGUCGCUUCACAGGGUCUCGAAUGGGGAUGGGCGGACAGAGAAGAUGGAAGAGGCCAAUCUGGAUGUCAAGGAACAGUUCCUCAUCUACGCAUAUCAGGAUCUCGUAGACUUCGUGACCGAUUUCCAGACCACUCGCAGCGGUAAGCCGACCAAGCGCAUGCUUGAGCAGAUAGACAAGUGGAAUCCAACCCUGGAUCUUCGGCGCGCCACCAAGGAGCAGAGACUGCGCUGGCGUCGAUCCUAUACCAUCAACUGGCUUUACGACCUGGUCAACGUCUACUCCAGCAUUGUUGUCCAGCGCAACACGAUGAGAGGGGAACACCAUGUGUACGAAAAGGUCGACUGGGCCGCCGAUGGUCAGUGGCGUGAGCAUGUGCGACUCUAUGGCAUCAACGAGUUUGCCGGCAUUGUGACCUCUCUUGCCAUGCAAAAACCCGGAACCGAUGUCAAAAAGCGUAUCAGCCCAAGCUUGGUGUUCCAACUGCAGUGUAUAGUCGACUCUCUGAUGGUCUCACGGGGUUGGUCCAUCAGCAGCUUCAGGGGGCAUGUGUUGGAGCCACCAAAGAGUGGGUUCCGGCCGAGACGAGACGUCGACCUGUUUCUGGAUCGUGAAAACCAGAGAUCUGGCAAGGGCUAUUUACAGGGCACCGAUGUCCUGAAAGAGCUACUGGAGCGAGACAGCAUGCUGCACGGCGACCCCAGCCGACACCAGGGACAAAUUGCCGUACUUGAAGGCCUGCUGUGGGACUUCCGAGAUUGGCUAGGAGAAUCCAAGUACAUGUCUGGGCUGCAAACGCUGCCACCCUCUCGCUUUUCCAAUAGCAACCCUAAUGGCCUCUGGGAAUAUUCGCCGUUCCUCUGCGGCGUCGGAUUGGCCGAAGGUUUGGAGCUUGGUUACCGUUUCGGCCAACUGCUCUGGGAUCAGAUACCCGAGCCAAUGCUCAUAGUCCACCUACACAACAUGCUCGUACAGAAGAAAUAUCUCGACCGGCCUAUUGGACUGUUUGCUAGUCUGGGGGAGACCUUCCGAGCUGCCUUCUUCGCCGAUGGCCGGCCCCCUACCUCAGACUUUCCCCAGGCUCUUAGCAACAGAGUUGACAAGACGGGUACCCGUUCGGCACAGCGCCAACGAGCCAGACGCAGGGGGCAAGCUAACUCGUUACACGCCAUGCUGGAUGUGACCGCGAACAGUUUCUUCAGUCAAAAAUCCAAUCUCUUAUUGUACCGCGAAUCUGGAUGGAACCUCGACCGUAUCCCCAAUGAGGAUCUCGGCAGGCAAACCCUGCUGCUCAAUUUGCGCUCAGAUGCCGAAUCUUCCAGACAACGCUCCGCUGACAUGGGUGGGCCCCAUCCACUCCGCCUAGAGUCCGACAAUGACCCCAUGCCAGUGCUACCCAGGCGUCCAAGACUAGAAGGUCUGUCACGGCGAGAGUUGCUCGAGGCCAUCCGAGUAGACAUCUACUCGGAUAUCUGCGGCCCUUUUCCUUAUUCAAGUCUCAACUUCCCCUGGGUAACGGCGCGCAUAAUGAUGCUGUUCAUGACGUUUGAAGACCAGCUAAAGAAACUUCACAACCCCACGUAUAACCAGAUCUACCUUGCGAAUAGCGGGCGCAAUCCUGAGAAGCGAGUCUUCUUGGUGGUUGCGGCGUUGGCUGAGACCGAUGAAGAGUGUCUGCGAACCAUGGCUAGAGUUAUGGAAGAACAGAGAGGAGGCUGGAUGGACCACAUUUACUGGGAGGACCUUGAC
Trichoderma atroviride IMI 206040 is the source of this 2634-nucleotide messenger RNA. RefSeq lists its product as uncharacterized. The record is from RefSeq and is a predicted model, not a curated record. NCBI's taxonomy places the organism in Eukaryota, Fungi, Ascomycota, Sordariomycetes, Hypocreales, Hypocreaceae.